Molecule: messenger RNA, 849 nt
Organism: Purpureocillium lilacinum
Lineage: Eukaryota; Fungi; Ascomycota; Sordariomycetes; Hypocreales; Ophiocordycipitaceae
Source: RefSeq, a predicted model, not a curated record
AUGGGCUACUCGGGCAACCCCACGUCGGGAAGCUCUGACGGGACGGCCAUCAGCGCGGCCAUCGUCUCGUUCCUGGCGCUGUCGCUGUACAACGUCAUCGAGCUCGACGUCAUUAUCUUCUCGUCCUUCAAGCGGCGGCGCGGGCUCUACUUCUGGAGCUUCCUCGCCGCGACCAACGGCAUCGCGCCGCACUCGAUCGGCUUCCUGCUCAAAAACGUGCUCAACUCGCACACGUAUGGGCUCUACAUCACGCUCGUGGCCAUCGGCUGGGUGCCCAUGGUCACGGGCCAGUCACUGGUGCUGUACUCGCGGCUGCAUCUCAUCUUCUGGAACACGUUUUGGCUGCGCAUGGUGCUGGCCAUGAUCAUCUUCAACGCCAUCGUCCUGCACGUCCCCAUCAUCAUCCUCAUGUACGGCGCCAACAGCUCGCCGGACAACUCCUGGGUCCACCCUUACGACGUCUACGAAAAGGUCCAGGUCACCAUGUUCUUCCUCCAGGAGCUCAUCAUCUCUGGUAUCUACAUCAAGACGUGCUUCUCCUUUUUCGACACCGAGGACAGCAUGUACGGCGAUGCCGUCCGCAAGAUGCGCCGCCACCUGCUGCUCGUCAACAUCUUUGUCAUCCUCCUCGACAUUCCCAUCCUGUGCCUCGAGUACACCGACACGUACGAUCUCCAGACGGCGUACAAGGCGUUUGUGUAUAGCGUCAAGCUGAAGAUGGAGUUCCGCAUCUUGAACAGGCUCGUCGAGAUGACGCGCGCGCGCGACGACGUGGACCCGUUCCAAAACAGCUCGAGCAUGCGAAUACAUGACGCCGUUGCGCCGGCACCACAAAAUAGUGCAAAGUAG